This is a messenger RNA of Triticum aestivum (bread wheat), 738 nucleotides long. RefSeq names its product cysteine-rich receptor-like protein kinase 25. Gene Ontology annotation, biological process: protein phosphorylation. Gene Ontology annotation, molecular function: protein kinase activity; ATP binding. The record is from RefSeq and is a predicted model, not a curated record. NCBI's taxonomy places the organism in Eukaryota, Viridiplantae, Streptophyta, Magnoliopsida, Poales, Poaceae. The transcript is spliced from 3 exons. The coding region runs from base 54 to 581 and encodes 175 amino acids.
CUUUCCAUUGACAUGUUUUACUUAUAAUUUAGAAGUGAUAGACUAGAACACAAAUGUUGAUGUCAUUUAUUGGUCAACAUUUAGUGGCAUACACAAAACAGAUGGUGGAAACUUUCAUGGCUUGCUGUUACUUUUCCCAUUACGCAGAUGAAUUAAGGGGACUUGAAUGGAGUACACGAUAUGGAAUAAUUAGAGGCAUCUGUGAAGGUCUGUAUCAUCUGCACAAGGAAAAGCAAAUAUAUCAUAUGGAUAUAAAACCCGACAAUAUACUCCUAGAUAAUGAUAUGGCGCAGAAAAUCACGGAUUUUGGCUUAUCAAGACUUGAUGAAAAGACCAAAACCAUGAGUAAAUACCGUCCUGGAUCAUUACGAUAUUGUGCUCCAGAAUACCUACAUCAGGGGAAGAUGUCAUUCAAAUCAGACAUGUACAGUUUGGGUGUUAUAAUUACCGAACUAGUGACAGGAGAAAAGAUGAUCCCGAAUAAUAAUAACAACAAUAGCAGGGCGGAUCGGGCGACGCCCUGCAUCCCUAGCUACUUGAAGCUCAUCCCAGGCAAAGUUGGUGUCUUUGUCCUACAUUAGCCAUCAAGGUAUCAAAAGCUAAGCCAUCAUGCAUGUCUGACGUCUAGUCUACUCUGUACCAUCUAUUCUUACGCCUUGUAAAUAUAACAUAAUUACGCAUAGUAUCAAGUGUUUGUAGGAGACAUGCCCUAGAGGCAAUAAUAAAUUUUAUUGAUUA